Molecule: messenger RNA, 1425 nt
Organism: Oryzias latipes (Japanese medaka)
Lineage: Eukaryota; Metazoa; Chordata; Actinopteri; Beloniformes; Adrianichthyidae
Gene: psme3ip1
Product: proteasome activator subunit 3 interacting protein 1
Cellular component (GO): nucleus
Source: RefSeq, a predicted model, not a curated record
CAAACUAUAACCUAAUAGGAACUAUCUGGCUCGUCCAGCGUCGCGACGGAACGAUUUUACUGCAACACAACCCGUCUGGUGCUAUUUAGAUCCUUUACGGUGGGUUUCAUGGCGGGAGCAGAAGCAACAAACGUGGACCUCAGCAGGAAGUUUGUGUCCGAGACAGAGCUUGAUGAGAGGAGGAAGAAGAGACAGGAGGAGUGGGAGAAAGUCCGGAACCCUGAAGAUCCGGAAGAGGCGCCAGAGGAGGAGUACGACUCACGUUCGCUCUUUGAGCGGCUGCAGGAGCAGAAAGACAAGAAACAGCAGGAAUUUGAGGAGCAGUUUAAAUUCAGGAACAUGGUGAGGGGAUUGGAUGAAGAUGAGAGCAGCUUCUUGGAUGAGGUCUCACGGCAGCAGAGCCUGGUGGAGAAGCAGCGGAGGGAUGAGGAGAAGCAGGAGCUGCUGGAGUACAGAAGCGCUUUAGUGAAGCAGCCGGCUUCAGAGAGCCACAGAGAGCCAGAGAAGAAGUCUACUCCCAAAGCUUCAGCGACCGAGCCGAAGACCAGCCACCUGUCUCAGGCACACUUAUUAGUCGGGGCUGUGAAGAGACGCAACUCGUCACAAUCGUCAGGAAACAGCAAGAAGCAGAAAGUGGACGGAACAACAGAAGCCUCAGCGACAGGAAACUCAGACAGACUUACAGAACAGGAGGCAGAAGCAGCGGCAGGAAGAGGAAGGACGGCAGCCUCUGAGGAUCAACCCGCCUCCCUCACCAUGAACACGGCCACUACUCCCGUGAAAUCCCGUCAGGGCACCCUGCACCUGCCAUCCGCCGCCAUGUGUGUCGGCGUUUUACCGGGACUCUGUGCGUACUCUGGCAGCAGCGACUCGGACAGCAGCUCGGACAGCGAAGGUAGCGUGGACGCAAUCAUGUCGCCGUACCCGCGGCACAGCAGGGCCUACAGAUAAAAACACACCAACAGGCGUUCAGAGCGGGCGACCCCGACACACAAACACUGACCUCACACACACACACACCAGUUUGGACCUGCAACUCAACCACAUCUGUUCAUUUGUUUGUUGUGUGGCUCUCAAAUCUUCCUUCGAUCACAUCUCACAGUUUAAUCGAGCCACCAAUCCCGCACUGCCUCCCCCCCGACGACAUCCUGACCCCCACCCAGUCACGGCGGCUGCAGGCUGAAGCAGCGGUGACUGACAGCUGCGGAGCGAGGAAGGCUGCGUUAGACGGUCAUGACUCUCACCUCGCAGCUGUGAGCAGCAGAGGAGCGCCACGCGCGCCUCGCUGUCGCGUCGGUGGAGUUCAGAGUCAGGAGGGUUUGGAAACACGUUUUUCUUUCUUCCCCCUAAAUGUGUUUGUUCUGGAGAAAUGUUCAACUGUUUGCUGCUGUCUUAGAAAAUAAAGUAUUCACUGUUGUUCUGGGA